AUGGCCGGCAAAGGCGAAGGUCCCGCUAUUGGAAUUGAUUUGGGAACGACGUACUCGUGCGUCGGCGUGUGGCAGCACGAUCGUGUCGAGAUCAUCGCGAACGACCAGGGAAACAGGACCACGCCGUCGUAUGUCGGGUUUACGGACACCGAGAGGCUCAUCGGCGACGCUGCUAAGAACCAGGUUGCUAUGAAUCCGACGAACACUGUUUUCGAUGCCAAGAGGCUGAUCGGCAGGCGUUUCACAGAUGCAUCUGUGCAGGGUGACAUGAAACUAUGGCCAUUCAAGGUCAUCUCUGGUCCGGGAGACAAGCCCAUGAUAGUUGUUAACUACAAGGGUGAGGACAAACAGUUUGCUGCCGAGGAAAUUUCCUCAAUGGUCCUCAUGAAGAUGCGUGAAAUUGCCGAGGCCUACUUGGGCUCAUCUGUCAAGAAUGCUGUUGUCACUGUCCCGGCCUACUUCAACGACUCUCAGCGCCAGGCCACCAAGGAUGCUGGUGUCAUUGCCGGUCUCAACGUCAUGCGAAUCAUCAACGAGCCCACAGCUGCAGCCAUUGCCUAUGGUCUCGACAAGAAGGCAACGAGUGUUGGUGAAAAGAAUGUCUUGAUUUUUGAUCUCGGAGGUGGAACUUUCGAUGUUUCUCUCUUGACAAUUGAGGAGGGAAUUUUUGAGGUUAAGGCCACUGCUGGUGACACCCAUCUCGGAGGAGAAGAUUUCGAUAACCGAAUGGUGAACCAUUUCGUUCAGGAAUUCAAGAGAAAGCACAAGAAGGAUAUCACCGGCAACCCGCGUGCUCUUCGGAGGCUGAGGACCGCUUGCGAGCGUGCGAAGAGGACUCUCUCCUCUACUGCCCAGACCACAAUCGAGAUUGACUCUCUGUAUGAAGGUGUUGACUUUUACUCCACUAUCACCCGAGCCAGGUUUGAGGAGCUCAACAUGGAUCUCUUCAGGAAGUGUAUGGAGCCUGUUGAGAAGUGUUUGAGAGAUGCCAAGAUGGAUAAAAGCACUGUACAUGACGUUGUCCUUGUCGGUGGCUCCACUAGGAUCCCGAAAGUUCAGCAACUUUUACAAGACUUUUUCAAUGGGAAGGAGCUUUGCAAGAGCAUCAACCCCGACGAGGCUGUUGCUUAUGGUGCUGCUGUCCAGGCUGCCAUUUUGAGUGGCGAAGGUAACGAGAAGGUGCAAGACCUUUUGCUUCUUGACGUAACUCCUCUUUCUCUUGGCCUCGAGACUGCUGGAGGUGUGAUGACUGUGUUAAUCCCGAGGAACACUACAAUCCCGACUAAGAAGGAGCAAGUCUUUUCGACCUACUCGGAUAACCAGCCAGGUGUCUUGAUUCAGGUAUACGAAGGAGAGAGAACGAGGACCCGUGACAACAAUCUGCUCGGGAAAUUCGAGCUUUCUGGCAUCCCUCCGGCCCCACGAGGUGUCCCUCAGAUCACAGUCUGCUUCGACAUUGAUGCUAAUGGUAUCUUAAAUGUGUCUGCUGAGGACAAAACAACCGGCCAGAAGAACAAGAUCACCAUUACUAAUGAUAAGGGCAGACUUUCCAAGGAUGAGAUUGAGAAGAUGGUUCAGGAGGCUGAGAAGUACAAGUCGGAAGACGAGGAGCACAAGAAGAAGGUCGAGGCGAAGAAUGCGCUCGAGAACUAUGCAUACAACAUGAGGAACACUGUCAAGGAUGAGAAGAUUGCCUCCAAACUGACUGCUGCUGACAAGAAGAAGAUUGAGGAUGCUAUCGAGUCCACUAUCCAGUGGCUGGAUGGGAACCAGCUGGCAGAGGCUGAUGAGUUUGAGGAUAAGAUGAAGGAGCUCGAGGGAAUCUGCAACCCCAUCAUAGCUAAGAUGUACCAAGUUCCGUUGAAGCCCACCGCUCGUGGCCAUGAGCCGGAUUUCACAACGCACCCGUUCAACCCAAUUGCCCCAAUUUCUAUGGCUCAAUAG
Messenger RNA from Striga hermonthica, 1944 nucleotides. The record is from the annotation of a GenBank genome assembly. Lineage: Eukaryota; Viridiplantae; Streptophyta; Magnoliopsida; Lamiales; Orobanchaceae.